Molecule: messenger RNA, 2848 nt
Organism: Osmerus eperlanus (European smelt)
Lineage: Eukaryota; Metazoa; Chordata; Actinopteri; Osmeriformes; Osmeridae
Gene: kcnq2b
Product: potassium voltage-gated channel subfamily KQT member 2
Exons: 16
Coding region: 127-2778 (883 amino acids)
Biological process (GO): potassium ion transmembrane transport
Cellular component (GO): membrane; voltage-gated potassium channel complex
Molecular function (GO): voltage-gated potassium channel activity
Source: RefSeq, a predicted model, not a curated record
CAGCCACGCGCACAACGGCUUGCUCGCUCCACGGAUCUUUUCAACACGCCCAGCUUGGCGAUGCUUUUACCUGGUAGAGGGUGGAAAAGAUCUCCCUCCCGCUCCCAAUGACAGUAUUUUCUCAGAAUGGUCCAGAAAUCCCGCAACGGCGGGGUUUACCCCGGUCCAGCUGUGGAGAAGAAGCUGAAAGUCGGCUUUGUCGGGCUCGAGGCUGGGGCUACGGACUCCAACAGAGAUGGGGCGCUGCUCAUAGCAGGUGCUGAGGAAACAAAGCGCGACAGCAUCCUCAGCAAACAGAGGACCAGCGUCUCUGGCAAGAAACCGCCAAAGAGAAAUGCCUUCUACAGAAGACUGCAGAAUUUUCUAUACAAUGUUUUGGAGAGACCAAGAGGAUGGGCAUUUAUUUACCACGCAUAUGUAUUUCUGCUUGUCUUCUCCUGCCUCGUUCUCUCUGUCUUCUCCACCAUCAAGGAGUAUGAAAAGAGCUCGGAAGAUGCCUUGUACAUACUGGAAAUCGUGACCAUCGUCGUGUUUGGCGUGGAGUACAUCGUCAGGAUCUGGGCCGCAGGAUGUUGCUGCAGGUACAGAGGAUGGCGAGGGCGUCUGAAGUUCGCCCGCAAACCGUUCUGCGUGAUCGACGUCAUGGUGCUGAUCGCGUCCAUCUCGGUGCUGGCGGCUGGAACCCAGGGGAACGUGUUCGCCACGUCGGCCAUCAGGAGUCUGAGGUUCCUGCAGAUCCUGCGCAUGAUCCGCAUGGACCGCCGCGGAGGCACCUGGAAGCUGCUGGGCUCCGUCGUGUACGCCCACAGCAAGGAGCUGAUCACAGCCUGGUACAUUGGCUUCCUGUGCCUGAUCCUGGCCUCCUUCCUGGUUUACCUGGCGGAGAAGGAGGAGAACGAGCAGUUUGAGACCUACGCCGACGCUCUGUGGUGGGGUCUGAUCACCUUGACAACGAUCGGCUACGGAGACAAGUUCCCAAUCACAUGGAACGGACGUCUCUUGGCCGCAACGUUCACCCUGAUAGGAGUAUCCUUCUUCGCUCUUCCGGCUGGUAUAUUGGGCUCUGGGUUUGCCCUGAAGGUCCAGGAGCAACACAGACAGAAGCACUUUGAGAAGAGACGCAACCCCGCCGCAGGGCUCAUCCAGGCCGCGUGGAGGUUUUAUGCCACCAAUCUGAGCCGCACGGAUCUGCAGUCCACGUGGGACUAUUACGAGCGGACGGUCUCCGUGCCGAUGUACAGACUCAUCCCUCCCCUGAACCAGCUGGACCUCCUCCGAAAUCUGAAGAGCAAGUCAGGACUGUCAUUCAGGAAGGAUGCCCAGCAACCUGAACCAUCUCCAAGUCAGAAGGUCAGCCUGAAGGAGCGCGUGUUCUCCAGUCCCCGGAGCUCCGUGACCAAAGGGAAAGGUUCCCCCCAGGGCCCCAGCCAGGGAGGGCCGGGACAGGGAGGCCAAGCGGGGCCAGGGGGCCAGGGUGGGCAGGGCCAGCCCAUACGGCGCUCCCCCAGCGCUGACAAUAGCAUCGAGGACAGCCCUAGCAAGGUGCACAAGAGCUGGAGCUUUGGAGAACGCAGCCGAGCUCGCCAGGCCUUCCGCAUCAAGGGGGCCGCCUCACGGCAGAACUCUGAAGUGCUGAUUGAGAUGCAGGAUGAAGAAUUCAGACAGAAGAGCUCACCAGACGCCAGCCUCCCAGGAGAAGACAUAGUGGACGACAAUAAGAGCUGCCACUGUGAGUUUGUCCCUGGGGACAUAACCCCAGGACUCAAGGCCACCAUCAGAGCUGUGUGCAUCAUGAGGUUCAUGGUGUCCAAGCGGAAGUUCAAGGAGAGCCUGCGGCCCUACGACGUCAUGGACGUCAUCGAGCAGUACUCCGCUGGACACUUGGACAUGCUGGCCCGCAUUAAAAACCUCCAAUCCAGAGUUGACCAGAUUGUAGGUCGAGGAACACCGAUGACCGAUAAGGAUCGUCCCAAAGGAACCACGGAGGAGCUUCCGGAAGACCCGAGCAUGAUGGGACGUCUGGGGAAAGUGGAGAAACAGGUGAUGUCCAUGGAGAGGAAACUUGACUUCUUGGUGAACAUCUAUGUGCAGCGCAUGGGUAUCCCCCAGUCAGAAACGGACGCCUACUUUGGGUCUAAAGAACCGGACCCGGCCCCUCCCUACCACAGCCCUGUGGACCACAUAGUGAAGAGUAGCUCCAUCACCAAGAUCCUCCGUUCCAGCAGCACCACUGGCCAGAAGAUCUUCAACCUCCCUCCGGCCUGCUCUGGCCCUGAGGGGGGCCACGCUCACUGCCCCCCCUCCACCUCCUGGCACCAGCACCAGCGUAGCCAAGGAAACACCCCCUCCCCCGUGGGAGACCCCUCCCUGGUCCGCAUCCCCCCGCCGCCCGCCCACGAACGCUCCUCAGGAGGCCACAACGGGGGCCACCGCGGAGCCCGUCGUAACAGCGGAGGCGGCAGCGGCGGCGGCGGCGGCGGCGGCGAGGGGGACAAGGAGGGGAAGCAGGACAGCGACACGUCCAUCUCCAUCCCGUCGGUGGACCAUGAGGAGCUGGAGCGCUCCUUCAGCGGCUUCAGCAUCUCCCAGUCCAAGGACAACCUGGACUUCCUCAACAACGGCUACUUCAGCAACGUGACGGUGGCCCGCUGCGCCAAGGUGCGUCCCUACAUCGCCGAGGGCGAGUCCGACACCGACUCGGAGCUCUGCGCUGCCUCGCCCCACUCUGCCAACGGGGAGGGGGCCUACGGGGACCGGGGCUGGUCAGGUCCCAAGUGAGUGUCCCCAGCAAACUGGGGGGCGAGGAUUGUCCGAAGCAAGGGUUUACUCUGUUAUAGAGGUGAGGACU